Messenger RNA from Dentiscutata erythropus, 751 nucleotides. The record is from the annotation of a GenBank genome assembly. NCBI's taxonomy places the organism in Eukaryota, Fungi, Glomeromycota, Glomeromycetes, Diversisporales, Gigasporaceae.
UAAUCUUGCUACAUUAUUCUUUUCAAAUACUUUGGAUGAAUCAUGGUUUUAUCUUGUUACUACUGCCAUAGAAGGAUUUGGUGGAAGGGCCCUUACUGCAAUAAUGUCUGCCGUUCAUGCUGUUAAGGUUGGAAAUAACCAAAUUUUGACAGUCGCAUUGAGGGACAUAAAUUCUACCAUUGUUGACAUUAAUGCCACUCUGCAAAGGAUGCAUGAAAAAUGUGAUCCAUAUGUUUUUUAUUGGAUGGCACGACCAUACUUAAAUGAAGAUCGCUUACCGCGAGGAUUGAUAUAUGAAGGUGUGGAUGGCAACGAUGAAAAUGGAAAUCCGAUUUAUCGUCGAUAUGUAGGGGCUAGUGCUGGUCAGAGCGCAUUGAUCCAGGCAUUGGAUAUUGCUCUGAAUAUUGAACACUAUCCAACAGAAAUAAAACCACAAAUUAAUGGACAAUGUCCUUAUACUUCUGGAAACAAACAAUAUUCGCCUGACGAGAAUAGUAUCAAAUUACAACAACCUUAUCUUUACAAAAUUCGUCAAAAUAUGACUGGUCGUCGUAGGAAAUUUCUCGAAGAUCUCGCAAAGGUUGCAAACAUUCGUAAUUAUAUCAUUUCACAGAUGAGUUAUGAUUCUAGUAUCCCCGCUUCUUCACCCGAUGAAGACAUAGAAAUGCUUCCAGGAACAAACGAAAUGGUACAAGCGUAUAAUGAAUGUUUAAAUCAAAUGAAAAAUUCCCUAAGCAAACACUUACAGCUU